Molecule: messenger RNA, 9162 nt
Organism: Mobula hypostoma (lesser devil ray)
Lineage: Eukaryota; Metazoa; Chordata; Chondrichthyes; Myliobatiformes; Myliobatidae
Gene: nhsl3
Product: NHS like 3
Exons: 7
Coding region: 906-4973 (1355 amino acids)
Biological process (GO): cell differentiation
Source: RefSeq, a predicted model, not a curated record
GCUGCGUGACGGGGCAAAGGUCACUCGCUGCUCUGGGGGAGUGUGUAGGUAGGCGGCGAGACCCGUGUACACGCUUUAACUGCAGAUCACACUAUCUCCAGCCCCGAGCCUUACUGCAUUUCACUACCACAGUCUUGUGUGGCUUGGUAAUUCCUGCUUUGAUUGUCCUUUCUGCUGAGUAAAGCAGGGGUGGGGAGGCAUCUACAGGUUUGCGGUGAAGUGUCGUAUUUCAUGGGAGUGCUUCCGAGUACCUCCCAGUGUGAGGAGUGCCAGACAGUCUCGGCUUUGCUUCGCUGCCUGCGAACGGCUAGGUGUAAAGCAGCGAAACAGGGUGGACCUCUCACGCUCAUGCGCCUCCGACCUUGCGGAGGAUCAGGAAAUAAUUCUGCCCAAUACUGCGGAGGGUGCUGGAGCUUGUAACACGCAGCGGGAGGGAUUGCUGGCUGUAGGGUGGAGUUCGUCCACCACUCCAUUUACUAGAUGAUGUGGGAUUAAUGUGAGUCAGCAAACUGCGCUGACAUCCCUGGUCGUGUAAAGUGAAGAAGAGCCGAGUUAGAUGGAGGCGGAGUGGGAUUUUCCGGGUAUUUUACCAUGUUCUGCACCAGCACGGUUCUCUUGACGCUUUGGCCGGUAGACUUCACUGUUCAAGCACCAUGAGCCGUCAGACAAGCUUAUAAAUUGUUCAGUGACUGUUAAAAUAACUCUUGGUUAGAAAAUAAUUAGAGGGUUUACUGUUUUCUGAAGUUGAUCCAUCCAGGCAACCAUCCGAUGUGGAAAGUGUUUCGAAGUCCGUGUGGAUUUGACUUGUACAUGUUUGCUGUGGGUUCUGCGUGGGGCUGAGCACACCCGGGGAGUCUUUUGUUACUAAAGUCAGCCGAGCUCCUGGGAGUCACCGGACGGUCGUGAUGGAUGAUUUCUCCGGCUUGGAGGUAGCGUUGAAAAAUAAAAAGAAGGGGAAAUCGAACUCUUUACAGCGAGCACUAAGCUGGCUGAGGUUGUCAGGACGCAAGAAAAAGAGGUCGCAAAGUGAAGGGGACAAGUCAGCAUCCAGGCUGAGAAAAGCUUCUCAAAGUUCAGAUACUUCUAAAUCUGACGAUGAGACAAACUUUGCUAUGCACUUCAGACCGUCACUGUACCAGCACCGUCAGGAGAAUGUAUUCCAGCCGGCAUCCAGGCCCGCGCACAUCGAGGAUCUGCACAAGGAAGCGGAGUUUGGCCUCCGAUCUCUCCAGGAGCAAGUGUCAGGAUCCCCGGACGGUGGCUCAGAGCUACAGCUUGGAAAUGGCCAGGACAGCGUGGACGACUGCAGUCAGAUUUCACAGGAUGAGGAUUUGCCUGAUCUCCCAGAUUCAGCAUCAGGCGGUCCUGGUGAUGAAGUCUGGACAAAGACCCGGUCUCUCCCACCACCGACUCCCGAUGAAAUCCGGAGGAAUACACUGGUGAUCCAGCCAACCGACAGCUCAGCAGGAGCAACAUUUAAGCCCCAGAAAACGCAAUCAUCCUUCAAAGGCCCUAAACUGAAAGAGAAACGAAUUCGGAGGACUACCAUAAUGGGACUUCCCCAACACAUUCAGAAGGAACUCGGGCUAGGAAAAGGGCCUCGUCCUUCAAAGGCUGAUGGGAUAGACCACUCUGGCCACACCUUGGUAUCCAGGGGAGACGAAAACCAUUAUUUCAAUAAUCUGUCCCAUUCUCGGGUUAGGAGCUCCUUGCGAUCUGUAACUUUCUCUGAUCCAUCGCGGCAAGAUAAUGAAUCUACAAGCACCUUAGGAUUUCAUUACCUGCACAACUGGACACUGAUGGAUUCUCCCGACAGACCAAAGUCACUAGCUGUUCCAAAGUCAUCCGUGCCAAGUGAACUGCUUCAAAGUCCAGUCAUGUCCAUGUCACCUCAGGCAACCUAUUUGUCCAAGAUCAUUCCCAAUGCGAUCCUGCCGCCCACGGUGGACGUGGUGAUGAUCAGCAAUAGUCAGAACUGUCUGCGCAGGCUGAGUAACAGUGGUGUGCUGUAUGCCCCCUCUCCCGCCUGCUCCCGCGCUGUUUCCCUACAGAAUUACGAUGGCAGGGAUUCUGCUUCCAGUGAUGCAUGGAGUAAUUCCCAGUCCUCGGAAACCAUCGUAUCAAACAAUUCCACUAUUUCAUCACAGGGAAACACCAGAACUGCAUUAAAUAAUCAUUCCACAGAAACAGAUGGAGAGAAAGUGAGGGUUGAUCAUAACUUGACAAAUACGCCCCUGGAUCACCGAGCAAACACCAGCCGGUGGGUUAGUGAGUGUACUGCUCCGGCUUCUGUACCAGAGGCCAAAAGUCCCUCUGCUCAGCUUAACACCAGCAGUAAACCCACUGAGCUCCGCAGCAAUGGCUAUGCUAACCAGUCGCCCUCUCCUGCCCACAGCACGUGCAGCAUCACUGACAUCUCAGAUACUCAGAGUAUCACCAGUGAACGGUCCAUUACAAGAAGCCUGUCAGUCAAGAAAAUGAAGAAGCCGCCAGCUCCUCCGAGGAGAAUGCAUUCCUUACAUCACGGGGAGGAGCAGGACUCAGAGCUAAGAGCUCGCGGUCCUGGUCAAACAAGCAGCUCGAGGUUGGAAUCGUCCUCGGCAGGAGAAAACGAUGAAAACCCUGCUCUCUGUCAGAGACUGGUGCCUGCCCACAAUGAACCAUCCAGCGGGAAGUCCCUUCCUUCCAGUCAGUCUGAGCCCACAAUGUCAUCACCUAGUGGAAGUCUCACACCAGUGAGAGUUCCUGUGCCUCCUCCCUCUCCCACUGGAGCACCUGGGAGGUCAUCAUCGUCUUCUGCCCCAGAAAGGUCUGUCUCUGCAUCUUCAGUCCCAUCACUAUCUCCUGAUUCAAAAUAUGCCCACCUGUUUAUAAUUCCCCCUCCUCCUUCCACCCCUGCUCCACCCCCUCCCAAUGUAAAACCACUUAAAGUUCCAGCUGUACCCUACCCUUGGGCACGAGAAGCAAUCCCACCCCCUCCACCAGGGCCUGCACCAUUGCCACCAACAAAAAGGCCUUCCUUCCUCUUCAACAUCCCAGCUCUUGGCUCUUCAUGCCCUCGUUCUCCACAGGUCCCUCUGCAUGCCCGUGGCACCCCAUUGGUCACUGCGCCUGCCUGCACCACUCCAUUGGUCACUGCAUCUGCUGAUACCACCACCUCAUUGGCCAUUAUAUCUACACCUACUACAACCCCAUUGGUUACUUCAUCUACAUCCGCUGUGACAGCAUUGGGCACCACGUCUGCACCUACUUCAACUUCAUUGGUCAGUGCAUCUGAACCCACUACAGCCCCAUUAGUCACCACAUCUGCACCCACUGUGAACACAUUGGUCACCACACCUGCACCCACUACAACCCCAUUGGUCAUCACAUCUGUGCCCUCUACAACCUCUUUGGUCACUGCAUCUGAACCCACGACAACCCCAAUGAUCACCACAUCUGCAGCCACCUUAACCCCACUGGUCACCAUUCCGUCACCCAAUCUGACUCCAUUGGUCACUACUUCUGAACCCACUGUGACUCCACCAGUCAGCACAUCUGGGGCUCCAAUCGUCACUGGUUCACUAGCUUCAGGCUUGUUGGCCUCAGCCUCAGGACCCAGUGCAGCACCGACCACAUCAAUGUCCACCUCUGCCUCCUCCUCCACCACUGAGCAGGUGCAGAUUGGAGUCAUUCCACUCAAGGUGAAGCAGUUGUCUCCUCCACCUUCACCCCCUCCUUCCCACAAUCCGCCUCCACCACCAGAGAAACCAGACACAGAACAACCAGCUGUUCCAACCCCGUCGACCAAACUGGAACAACCACCUGUGGACUGGCCACCCCCGCCACCCCCUCUGUCCCCGGGGGAAGUGCUGCCAGUUGCUGAGAGAGCUGCCGCUGAGUUCCUGUUCCCCCCACCACCCCCGUCCCUGCUGGAGGACGCAGCAGAAAGAAACAGGUCUCCUGAAGGUGAACAUUGCGCAGGUGUAUCUGCUCCACUCCCACCCUCUGCCCCUGUGGGGGUCUCACCGCCCCCUCCUCCCCCACUGCCUGCAGGGACCACCACCUCAUCGCCAAAGCCCCUCACACUAACUCCGUCUUCAGCCACCAAGCAACUUCAGCCAAAGACCCAAGAUGUAGAGGGAGCUGCGUCCCGCUUCCCAAACACCGGUCCGCCACCAAAUGCACCCAGUCAGGACUCAGCCAAGGGACAGGUCGUUUCACCCCCACCACAAGCAGGUACUGAUGAACAAACUAGUGCUCCCAUUGUCACCCCCUCGUUGCUACAGAUGGUUCGACUGCGCUCCGUACAGAUGAAUGCCUCUGCUGUGGCAAUGCCAGAUAGCAAUCUCCAAAUGAACCGGAGCCAAAAUGAUGCAAAGCAGCCAAACAAAAGUAACAUGACUCCCCCCAGUAAACCUGCUCGCAAGUCCUUGUCCCAGCGACUGUCAUCUUCAUCUGACUCGGAGCCUGCAGUGAGCACCAACGUUCCUCUCCCUGUGAAGACCCCACUACCCAGUACCAGAGGAGCAGCUGCUCAGGGACAUGCCCUGCUGAAACCAGGAGACAAUGAGACUCCGCUCAAAUCUCCGGCUUCCACCGCCAGCUUCAUCUUUUCAAAGAAUGUCAGUCCCAAGAAACUGGUGUUCGAAACCCCUCGAUCACUGGAGGCAGAGGCUGAGGCCAAGAGGAACUUUAUGGCUGAGCUGGCCUCGGUGUCUGGACGAAUAGCCUCAAAGACUGAGUCCAGGAGUUCGUCAGGCCCAACAGCUAAAGCAGUCGCAGAGGCACAGAAGAAAGCAGGCAGAGUCCCACCACCCGUAGCUAAGAAACCUUCUUUCCUGCCGGGUUCUCAGAGACUGCCCUCCACAUCAACCAAAGAGACAGAUGCACAGGAAACACCACAGACCCUUCAAGUAACCGGUGAUGUCCAAGAGGAGAAAGGUGAGGUGAAGACCGGCAAUGGAGAGGUGUCGCUGUGUAAGGGUGACUGAAGGACCCAUCAAUCCUCAGGAUAUCACAGAAGACACCUUCCCUGGAAUACCUGGCCUUAAAUCCAAAGAAACAUUUCUCAGAAAAGUUUUAUUGCUAAAAGAUUAUAGCCUUUUUAUGCAAAAAAAAAUGCCAAGGUUGCUGCACCUUUGACUUUGUACUGUAGCUAUGCAUUCUCUGAGUAGUGACUGCUGCGGUUACAGUUCAGCAGGUGAAAGACUUUCCCUGGGGGAGCCGGUGCACCUUGGCUCUGCACUCUGCCCCCUCGUGGCUCUGGGUGGUAUGGCUUAGACUGCCGGCUGAUGCACAGACCGGCUGGUCUGUCACCUGAGGGACAUUAUAUCUUGCCUAAAAAAAAAUCAAAAGUUAAAAAAAAAUCAGUAGGAAGCACACUUUUAUCAUGUGAGGGGUUUGGGGUUGAUUUAUGUAUGAAUCAACAGCUGCUCAUGAUUUAGAAACCUAUUGCCUUUAUUAACUUCUACAUAAAAACUAAUAACUUAAAAUGGAAAGUAGGAAGUCCUGUCACAUUGACAGUUCCCCCAUGGUUCAGAUCUAGGAGUCAGGUGCUGUAAUGAGCCAGUGUUUGACCACAAGCCCACUAUAUGAUCUGACCCUCACCCAAAAAAAUGUUUAAAGACACUGGGCUUUCACAAACUGCUGGCCCUUUCCACUGGCAGCUCCUCCACUCUGCCAUUGUGCCUUCAGCUGAAUAUGGUGGUAUGUGUCCCAACAUGUGGCAGUAUUCCAGGAUUGGAUGAUCUGGGCACUGGUGAACGGGUGAGCAAGCCGCUAUGUCUGAUGUCAGUGACAGCUUUAAGCCGGCAGUCUUACAGACCUAGCUGUUUGGGUCUGGUCCACUUAAGGACUGGCCUGUGUGUCUUCAGACAAUUAGCUAACCAGUGAUUUAAUGGUGCUCAGUGGAUUGUAACAAGUUGGCUUGAUCCUUGAGAUCAGUGUUUCAGAAUGAACAGUGGGAAAGAGCUGAAGAGUUUGAUUACUAAGUGAGCACAAAGUUUGCAGAAAACAGCUAAAUGGGGGGCUCAGUUUUGCUGUUUAUAAUCUGCAGAAUUCCAGCCAUAAAUUGACUAAUUCUUGACUUUUUUACAAGCUGGUGGGUGGUAUGUUCACCUGACACCCAUAACUUAACGUGAAUGCUUAUCUCAUUUAAUAGAUGGUUGGAAGACGUACAGUUUUUGCAUCCUUCACUGCAUUUUGUGCUUUAAUUGGAGUUGGUUGGGACCAAUGAUGUGCAAACUUUAUUCCACCAGUUUCCUGUUUGAACUGGAGAAGGAACGGUGUGGUAAUUGUUCCUGCUGCUAUCUGGAGCUUUCUGAAAACACUCCGAAAAACUGGACCAAACGUUCACUACUGAUCUUUAUAUUCUGUUAGCAAAUGACUUGUGUCUUCCUGAAAUACAGAUACUUUGCACAGUUAGAACUGCAACUGCUUUUGCCUUGAUUGUAGAUGGGCAGUGAAGAUUAGACAGCAUUACUGAUAUGACACUUCUUAGCAAGGUCCUCUCCAAAAUGGACUAGCUUUUCCUGAACUUCAUAGAUUCCAAAGAGAACACACAUGAAGCCCCAUGUGUGCUCAACCCUCAACUGUUGCCUCUUUACAAACAGGUGGGAACAGAAGUCAUUUCCUCUUGCUUCAGGUCUCCUCCUUUGAAUCUUACAGUCAUAGUGCACUACUAUACAUGAAAGGCCCUUCAACCCAUCUAGUCCAUGCCAAACUGUUUUUCUUCCUAGUCCCAUUGACCUGCGCCUGAAUCAUAGCCCUCCAUACCCUCCCAAUCCGUACCUAUCCAAAUUUCUCUUAAAUGUUGAAAUCGAACCCACGUCCACCACUUUCACAGGCAGCUUGUUCCAUAUUCUCACCUCCCUCUGAGUGAAGAAGUUCUCCCUCAAGUUCCCCUUAAACAUGUCACCUUUCACUCUUAACCCAAGUCUCACUCAACCUCAAUUUACCCUAUCCAAUGCCGUAUCUUUGAACUUCUCCCUUUGUAUCUCCUCCCGGGUUCCUGUCACUUUCUCUGAAUGUGCAGUGGGGUAACUAAGACCUCAGCCAGAGCCCGCCUUGAAUGAAGCCUUUAGUUAUUGUCAAGAUUGCCGAUUGAAUUGAGUUACAUGAUGAUUAUCAGCCAAAUAUCUAGAAAUAGGGACAGAGAAAGUUAAACCAUGAACCUAAUCCUGGAACCCUGACCAUCGAGCCUGUAGUAAUUAGUUCUGAAGCACACCCACUAGCUUUCUGUUUGAUAUUGGAGGAGCUUCAGUGUGAGUGUAACCUGAGUGAUUGGUCAGUCUGAUUGGACUUCAGGAGAACUUGAUCAGAAGUAUAAACUAAAUCUUUGCAUUCCAUUGUGUUAAUGCACAUGGCUCAAAAUGCUACUACUCUCUAUGUCCAUCUUGAACAUCACUGUGCAAGGUACAGUUGUGCUUUGCCUUUACUGUUUAGUUCAAAUCAAAAUGUUCAGUGGAAGACUGAAACAAGAAGUGCAUGGAUUUUUAACACACACCGCAACUAAAGUUUGCUCACUGCCAAAUUUCAUACAGGUACAUAAUCAAUAUUCUGAAUAAUAGAACUUGUUACAACUUUUCAGUUUGAUUUAGCUUUUGAACAAUCUGUAAGUGGGUAUGGUUCAUCUCUGGGGAACUUAUAAAUUUAGCAGAGCUUAACCCUCAUUAUAUAAUGGGCAUGCAUCUUUGUAAAUUAAUUUUCUUGCUAAGCUAAAAUGGGAAUUAUUCUUUCUUUAGGCACAUUAAAUUUUAUUUCACGUGCUGAGAAGGUGUCAAAGAAACUAACUUUGAUUACUGACACUUACAGGGUCCUUGAACAGAAUAGAUGUACCAACGAGUUCUGAAAAUUCUUUAAAUAAUGCACUUACAAGAGUGUUAAUAUUUGGCUAUCAUAAAUUAAUAUUUAAGUAAAACUUUUAUUUUCUUCAGUCGAAAGGCCUAUUUAUGUGGGGGAUGUGGACAAAGUUAGAUCAGCAGAUGGCAAACGAUUACAGGCUAAUAUUUUCAAACUGUUUACAGGCCAAAGGGUGAAUGUGAUUUGGCUGGGGGUUGGGUUGGGUAGGGUGGCCAGUGCAGGGGCUGUGGAUGGGCUGGGAUGAAUUCCAUCCACAUGGCUAUGUCUUAUAUUUGACACAUAAUCUCCAAUCUCUCAGGGUGCUCUUCAAAGCUCAAAGCAGUUUCCCAACCUGAAAUCAAUACCGCAUUGAACAAUAUUUCAUGCUGUCUGUGGACCAGUAGUUGUUUAUGCAAGAACUCUGCCUUUUUAAUGGAUGUCUUUCAAGAGCCGUGCCUUGUCUACCCCAUUCCUGACACAACACUACAGUCAUAAAGGGCAGGAUUCAGGGCUGUGAACGGUUCAACCCUUCCCUGUACUCAUGACUAUGGGAUGCCCCAAAGAAAGAUCUCUAUAUUCAGGAUUACAAUUGCUAUAUACUGAUGGGGUUUCCCUGUUUCCUACUGUAACCAGUAUUAUUGGAAAUGUUCCAUAGGAUGAUGUUAUAUCUAUUGAGAAUCAUUUGAUAUUUUGUUCCACACUCUGCACUAUCCCGAUGGUUGCAAUUUGGUUUAAACUUCCCGAAAGGAAUGAGGGAGUUGUUCCUUUUCACACCAAAGAGACUAGGCCUCAUGUUUCUGCAGACAUCGCUGUGAGCUCCAUCCCAUUGCCUCUUCAGGGCCAUUAGGUGGUAAUGCUGUGCAUGAGCGGCAAGCCAGAAACAUUGUGCCCUUUGUCAGAGGCUCCUUUGAAUGCCAUAAUCACCAGGUUGCUCACGUCCCUCGAGCGUGUAAACUGCAAUUACUUGCCCAUGAAUUUGAACGUUUUUACAAUUAUCCCUGUCGUUACGCAGCAGUAAACAAAAAUAAACAGAUAAAAUUCUCCCAGUUUGUUCUGAUGGAUAUGCUGGCCAGCUCCCUCAUUCCUCGCCCUGACCUCUGUCUGCACUGCUGACGGUCUGGAUCCUAACUGCAGUAUGAACGCAAAGGAAUGAGCAUUUUCUGCACAUUGUAUAUUUGAUAUUGCAUUGUAGAUCCAGCCUAGCUGGGAAUUAAAGUGGGCUGUGGCCUUAAACUUAAUCACUUAAGGGUAUAAACUGAUUUUCAAAUAUUUUUAGGAAAUUUCACUUGUGCAAUGACAUAAUAUAUAUAUUUCUGUACUGAUAAUAAAUUAGCAAAUGAA